This is a messenger RNA of Bombus impatiens (common eastern bumble bee), 1077 nucleotides long. RefSeq lists its product as uncharacterized. The record is from RefSeq and is a predicted model, not a curated record. Gene Ontology annotation, molecular function: protein binding. The transcript has 3 exons. The coding region runs from base 241 to 774 and encodes 177 amino acids. NCBI's taxonomy places the organism in Eukaryota, Metazoa, Arthropoda, Insecta, Hymenoptera, Apidae.
GCUUGAACAUUAUUUUAACACGUAAGUGGCACCUAGCGAAUUCCCCAUCAACCUAAACGGUAUAGAGGUCGUUGCUUCCAUCUAACAGAGCUGCUAAACCAACAAAUAUUCAGAGUGACACGUCAGUCACGAUCCGAUCGUCAAUCGCUUAGUCUGGGGCGCGAAAACUCGAUCUCAAGAUGUUUAAUUUUAUCCAUUUUAUUCUUCUUAAUAUCUUUCCUGGCCGUCUGACUUUCUUCGAUGCUCGUCUUACUGAUUUCGCCUAUCGGUCGAUCGGUGCAAGAACAGACGUACAGACAGAUAGGAAAGUACGAGGUGCGUGACAAAAUGGAAAACAUGGCGGACGUCAUCGUACAAGAAUCUGACUUAGGAUCAAAGAUCCUCCACUUGAACGUGUGGGCCAUCGGGGGAAACGGUUUCAAAAAUUUAACACCUGCGAGACUGAACUUUCGUCAAGAACCGAAGCAAUUGAGUUUCCUGUAUCUGAUGUACAAUAAGAUUAACGAGAUAUCCCAAGACCUCAUUGGCGGACGUGCCGCAUUUGUUGGGGCUGAAUUUCGGAUUGAAUGGCAUCGAACCGAUCGACAGGAGCUCGGUUACAGCACCAGGAAUCCUACAAGGAUUGGGGUUAGGUUGGGCUAUCUCAUAUUGGAAGGAAAUCAGUUAGGCAGAGUGUCUUACAUCGAUUACAAACAACUAAUUGGUUUAUAUGAUUUGAACUUAGACUACAAUCAAAUAGCAAAUAUUUCAUACCUUCGUUUUAACCUUCUUUGAUCAAGAAAAGUUACAAGUCAUACUAGAAUAUCAACAUCUCUCGAUAUCUAGUAACAUCUCAUUCUGAUAUUUUUAAAUUGGAAAACGUUCGCUCAUGUCGUUGAAAACACUACAGUUUAUCUAACUCUCUUCAGCAGCUUGAUGAUAUUAGCAAAACAAUCAUAUUCUACUCCUUCCAAUGUGCAAUGUGCAGAAUUAUAGCUGUCGAGGUAUUACUUUUUAUGCAUGUAAAAUUGUUCUACCUAGAAGCAACGAGAGUGUCAUGUUGUUGCAAAAUUCUAAUUAACAAAUUUGUGGAAUUGG